This is a messenger RNA of Drosophila montana, 2462 nucleotides long. RefSeq names its product ankyrin repeat domain-containing protein 13D. Gene Ontology annotation, cellular component: cytoplasm. The record is from RefSeq and is a predicted model, not a curated record. The coding region runs from base 135 to 2060 and encodes 641 amino acids. Lineage: Eukaryota; Metazoa; Arthropoda; Insecta; Diptera; Drosophilidae. The transcript is spliced from 7 exons. Gene Ontology annotation, molecular function: protein binding.
CUAAAUGAACGACAAUAAGGGACUCAGUUCGUAUGUUCAGUUUAGAAAGUCGUUCGAUCGAACCUUUUUCGAACAAUUCGAUACAACUCUAGUUAGCAAUUAGUAGAACGCAACGGCAGCGCCGCAACGAGAGAAUGAAGAGUUUGGACGAAGUUAAGUCAGAAUAUCCGCUGCACUGGCAGAUCUGGAAUGGGAACGUUGAAGAGCUGCAGCAACAAUUGCAGACCGAACAGAUUGAUAAGGAAAAAAUCGAUCCGCGCGGCCGCACACCUUUAAUGUUAGCAGUUCGUCUAGCAAAUUUGCAAUGCGUUAAGUGCCUUUUAGCUGCCAAGUGCAAUGCGACCUACGAACAUGCAGGCUGGUCAAUUGUGCAGGAGGCUGUGUGUACCGGCGAUGUGGAUAUACUGACCGCCAUCAUUGAAGUACGCGACUUGCAACGUCACGUGCAACGUGUGACGCACGUGCCAAAACUGCUGCAGCAUCUGCUGGACGCACCUGACUUCUACAUAGAGAUGAAGUGGGAGUUCACGUCGUGGGUGCCGUUGAUGUCUCGCCUCUGUCCAAGUGAUACCUACAAGGUGUACAAGCGUGGUGCUAACGUGCGCAUCGACACUACCCUCCUUGGCUUCGACAACAACACCUGGCAGCGCGGCAACCGAUCCUACAUCUUCAAAGGCGGCAAGGACACGGCAACAAUGAUUGAAAUUGAUCACGAUACACACGAGGUGAUGGUGGAGCAGAUGAGCAGCGAUAUUGGUGAUAUUGUGGCCAUACCGCCACCGUUGGGCACAGUUCGGGCGCGCCUGGCGGCGCCCGUCAUCACCAACAACAUCGAAAUGGAAAAGAUCAGUUUCGAGCGCAACAAAUCUGGUAUUUGGGGCUGGCGCAGCGAAAAGUCGGAGGUUAUCAAUGGUUACAACUGUAAGGUGUAUGGCGCCAGCAACGUGGAGUUUGUCACAAAGACGCGAAUGGACCAUCUGAACGAGGAGCAAAUCAAGAACAAAACGGCUCGCACGCCUCUGCACAGUUUGUUGGGUAUUGCUGACGAGGAUUACGUGCCAUCAACGGAUGUCCCUGCAAUCAAAGAGCGCACAUAUUUACCUCGACCCGUCGAGACAGUUCCUGCUGUUGCCUACAGUGAAAAUGGCGACCGUGCAUCACCCAUUCUUCAAGCUGAGAGCAAUGGCAGCUCUGCCUGCGGCUCUGGCGCUAGCACGCCUCAUGUGGUUAUCACACCCGAGGAAUACUUUAGUGCUGAGGUUGAUCUGCAGGGUCGGGAUAUUGGCAAGCCAAAGAAUUUAAGCACAAAGGUGCAGCGCUUUAAGGCCAAUCUUUGGCUGGCAGAAGAGUAUCCCAUUCGCCUGCAGGAACAAGUGCUUCCCAUACUGGACCUCAUGUCCACAAUGGCCAGCCCGCAUGUAUCCAAACUGAAAGACUUUAUUACAAUGCAACUGCCCUCUGGCUUUCCGGUCAAGGUAGAGAUACCGCUCUUCCAUGUCCUCAACGCCUGCAUUACGUUCGGCAAUGUGUUCGCCAUGACAACGCCGGUGGAGCACGUGACCACACUUCAGGAGCAAGACCGCACUACAUGUUUGGUGGACGAUCGCUGUUUUGACAUACCCAGUCAUUAUGCCAACCGUGGCGCGGACUCGCGCCGACAAAUACCGCUGGACGAAGACGACAUGCUGCAGUACGCCAUCGAGCAGAGCCUGGCUGAGUCAAGCGGCGCAGUCGGCGCAUGUGGCCUAGACAAUGAAACUGACAAGGUUGACAUCUGGGAGGUGCUACGCGGUCAAAAUGCUGUAGGCACUGAGCUGCUGCCUGAGGACGACGAGCAGCUGCAGCGUGUGUUGCACGAGUCGCUUCUUGGAGCCCGUGGCAACGCGAGCGGUUCACCUGUCUCCGAGGAUGAUGAUGACGGCGGCUUUCGGUACAUGGACUCUGAUCUGGCAAUGGCCAUGCGUCUUUCGCAGCAGGACCAGCAAAAAUACGAGUUGGAGCGCCAGCGUGAGCAAGAGAUGAUCGAGCAGGCGCUUAAGCUCAGCCUGCAGGAGCACUAGCCAUCCUACCAUCCAUUGAACCAAUUAGGUAACCAAAUGUAACCAAUCAAUCAAUCAGCAGUCACAAGUCUGUCGUCAAUCAAAAGAUUCCCCUUUUGUCGAUACCAAAAUUGGAAUAGUUUAUAUGUAAUUAUAGUAUGUAAAAAUUACGCCUAUGUUGUAAAUUUUUUUUUUAGUUUAUGUUGGUUUGUAUUGUGAUAUGUAACUAAACAACAUAGCAAGAACAAUUUUCUUCUGAACUCUAUUCUGCUAAGGAACGCUCUUAAGCUCUCAACUCCGAAACUCGCGCGUUUUUACAAUAUCCUCAUAAAUGUAUAUCACAUUGUAUGCAUAUUAAAUUCAUGUAUUAGCUCUUGCUAAAUAACUAUUAAAGACGAAAACUCCUAGGCGACAAAAAAAAAA